Molecule: messenger RNA, 1871 nt
Organism: Apis mellifera (honey bee)
Lineage: Eukaryota; Metazoa; Arthropoda; Insecta; Hymenoptera; Apidae
Product: E3 ubiquitin-protein ligase MARCH2
Exons: 8
Coding region: 570-1514 (314 amino acids)
Biological process (GO): protein ubiquitination
Molecular function (GO): zinc ion binding; ubiquitin-protein transferase activity
Source: RefSeq, a predicted model, not a curated record
AUAUCAGUAUUCGCGGUUACGUCGUGGCUACGUACAACAUUAAAAAUGAUCCUAUUUUGGUUUCAUGCGACACCUAUCCGCUGUGUGAGUCACUGGUGAUCCAUAAUAUGACAAAGUGAUUUAAUGCUUCGAUGCUUCAGUGAGAUAAUCAUUAAGUUAAUUCAUCAGAUGAAUUUGACUGGAUCAACUGCAUAUCACUCGCGAACAAUAAGAGGCCGUGUUGAAAUGUCUUGUUGGUAUCACUAGUCCCACGAUGAUACAUAAAUAGAAACCGCCGGAGGAGACGUCCAACUGUCUGGUGCAUCCGCAAAAAUAGGAUUGUGUCAUUUUACGCUUCACUCUCUUUUCUGCCGAUCGUCUUCAAUUGUCGGAUAUGCGGCGAGAUUCAAGCAGUGAAAAGAUGGAUUCACUCGGCCCAUUGUCGCGGUAGGUACAAAUCAAGAUACAAAUCGUUCAGGCCCGAUGCAACAUUCGAAAUAAAGCAACGGGAUCUCGCGAUCGCGAUAGAUAAUCAUUAGCGAAAAAUUCACGGCUCUACGGCCCGGCACAAUGACGCCGCUGCCUUUUUGAUGUCAAACGAUCAGCCUGAUGACGACACCGCGAACGGUACAGAUUUGCCUACGGAUAAGAACAGCCUGUUGGGAAAUCUCUCUAGUAAACGGUCGUACGUCCAGGCUGUGACGUCCGGCUAUAAAGCUGCGACGAUCGAGCAAAGAACGUGGGACGAGGAGAGUACAAAGAGGAUCUUGGAAAGUUUCGAUUCAAAAGGAAGUGAUGAUGAAUCACGCACAUCUGGUGACAUUUGUCGAAUAUGUCACAUGGGCAGUUUUUCAACUAUUGAUGAGAAUCGAACAUCUCGUGAAAGACAGAGUCAGCCUAUUCGAAGAGUCGAGAGUCAAACAUCGACUUUAUCAUCCUACGCGUAUCUCGGCCCUUUGAUCUCAGCUUGCAAGUGUCGCGGGACAGUAGCGCUAGUGCAUGCAGAAUGUCUUGAAAGGUGGUUGACAGAAUCAGGUCACACAAGAUGCGAACUUUGUGGAUACAAAUACGCAACUAAAAGAGUACCGCGUUAUAACAUCUUCCGUAGCAUUGCGAUAUGGUUCAAUUCGGUAAUAGUGACUCGACAAAUGCUUCUAGAUAUAUUAUAUCUGGUAGUCACUACACCACUAGCCCUAUUCUCCUGUUACAUUUGUAUUCUAGCUCUAAGAAUGUUAAUAAAAAAUGGCUUACAAGAAAUGCCCUGGAUGAUUGUUGCCAUGCUUCCUACAUGUUCUCUUACUUUGAUUGCUUAUUGGGGUUGGAUAAUAACUUUAGCCAGACUACAUGGAAGUAGAUGGCGCCGUUAUUGGAGGAAUAAUUUCGUUGUACGUUUGGUCCCCGAUCACUCGAUCGUCGCAGAAAUAAAUCCGAGGCAAGAAGAUACCAUUGAGAACCAGUUUUAUUUCGGAAGAAACGAUAUGAGUGCCGAAACGAUGGAAAUUCGCGACACCACGACAAUUAAUGGCACCGAAUGAUUCCCAUAAGAUUUAAUUGUUGUAAUAAUUUCAUUUCAUUAAAAAUUUAAUUGAAAUUGAUUACCGACCAUUGAGAACAAUUAACUAUAUUAGAAAGAAUAAGUUUUCACAUUACUUCCGGUUGAUUUAUUCCAUGCGAUAAAUCGAAAUGUAUAUCUAACCUAAACAAAUCAAUAUUGUGCGUUCGAUUCUAUGAUAAUGUUUACCAUUAUCGUUGCAAUAGCGUUAUUUAUACUUUUGAUUCAUUUAAUGAUAACGAUUAAUAGCAGUUUACUUAAGAUUGUGCUUAAAUUUCAAAUAGCUGCACUAUUAUUAAUAAAAAAUAAAACUCAAUUGUAAAAUAUUAAUUUGAUUCUC